Messenger RNA from Alosa alosa (allis shad), 1441 nucleotides. RefSeq lists its product as uncharacterized. Gene Ontology annotation, biological process: T cell receptor signaling pathway; regulation of T cell proliferation. Bases 54 to 782 code for a protein of 242 amino acids. NCBI's taxonomy places the organism in Eukaryota, Metazoa, Chordata, Actinopteri, Clupeiformes, Clupeidae. Gene Ontology annotation, cellular component: external side of plasma membrane. The transcript has 5 exons. The record is from RefSeq and is a predicted model, not a curated record.
GAGGACACGGAGCGAGAGAGUGAGAGAGAGAAGAGGACACAGAGAGAGAGAAGAUGAGAGAAGCAUCCCUCUGCCUAGUGCUGGUCCUCUGCAGUGCUCCCGGCUACAACAGUGCAUUCACCGUGAGCGAGCCGUAUAUGCACACUCUGCAUCGGAACGGCUCCGUGUCCGUCACAUGUCACCAUAACAACAGCGCGGCAAAGGAGAUGGACGCCAAGCUGCUGUGCGGCGGUGACAUCAUGUGUGAGGAAAAAAAGCAUGGCUGCUCUAUGUGGUCGGUUAGCCAGUUGAACGUGACGUUCAACCUGUGGAACCUCCAGGCUGGCGACGAGGAACAACUGUGCUGGUGCAUGUUCUCCAGGACAGACCCACUUCCUGUCAUCCAGGUGGAGGGGAGUAAAACCAAGCUGUUCCCAGGGAGUAAGAUACCUUUCCCACCUCCGCGGAACACCACCUGCGCCCCCCUCUCCACCUCUGCCCCGGACCCCUCAGAUUCCACACCCCCCACAGACCCCCUGGUCUGGGUCUUGGCUGGUACCGUCGCUCUUCUCUGCCUGUACAGCUUCGUCGUGACCAUCCUCUUCCUCAAACUCAAGGUCAGCAGAAAAGAAGUCCUGUAUGACACGCUGACAUACAUUCCAGUGCAGGGUCGGGCUGUGAGAGGUCCGAGAGACGUGAAUGAAGAGUACAUGGACAUGCGUGAGGUGCAGACCAAGACUUGGCCAACCAGAGACCUGAACCACAACUCUCAGGCCACGCCACCCAACGGCUUCCACGUCUAACACCCAACUACUACACCUUCAGCUGUAUGUAGCUUCAGUUAUGUGUGAACUAAUGCACUGCUGCUGUUCCCAGACCAGUAUGUGUGGUGUGUGUGUGUGUGUGUGUGUGUGUGUGUGUGUGUGUGUUUGGGGGGGUGCAGGCAGUUCACUCAUUGGCCCAAGAUCAGUUCACAAACCUGCAAUCACGAGUCUGUGUUGCUUUGGAUAAAAACUAGCCAGCUUUUAACUUUAUCUUUCCCUGCUCUAAAGUAUACUUGAUUCAAGAUUUGAAGCUUGUAUGACAAUCUGUUGAGAGUUGACAACAUAGUAAAAAGAGAACUCCCAUACACUGUCCACUUUGUAAGCAAUUAUGUUUAUUAUAGGAAUGUUUCGGUGAAACGACCAUCAUCAUCAAUAGGCAGGCAAAUUAGCCUGAUGAUGGUUAGAUAUAAUUGCUUACGAAGUGGAUAGUGUGCGUGAGCGCUCUCUUUACUACGUUGGUGACCUUUGGUAUUCUCUGACGCACCUGUCCAUAAAGGUGUGCUAAUGUGCUGUGUUGAUAAUAUGCAUUGUUUGCAUGACUAGUGUAGUGUGUAGUACACCUGUAGUAGUGUUGUAUUUACAACAUGUAUUAAAACUGUUUUGUGUAUGACUUUAAUAAAUAUUUUAUACUAAAACAU